AUAAGGGACAGCAAAAAAUAGAGGGUGAGAGACAAUGAGAAACUCCUGUAAAUUAUAAAAGGAAGCAGGAUACUAUUCAGCAACUGUUCUUUGGGGACAAUCAUUUAACAGAUUGACUUGCUGCUUCUUUGAUUCUCAUGCCUUUAUUCCUCUGUUUUCUGACCAUCUCGACAUUCCCAUCAGAUACAUCAGGAGUUCUCAAGAGGGCUUUUCCGUGCUUGAAAUGAUUUCUAUUGGAUGACACAGUUAUUUUCUACACCUUUUGCUAAACCAUGAAGACUUCAUCUCUUCUGGGAUUUCUUAUUUGGUGCUUCCAUCUCAAACUCCUACAAGCAGCCAAAAUCUUCCAACAACAACAGCAGUUGGCUCCACCCAAAACCAGGACACCCAAAAUGAAUGAGUGGAUGCCUUCAUCUUCAUCUGUUUUGGUUUCAGAUUUCACAUGGGUGCCUACCCUUAAUUCGGAUAAGGCUGAACCUGAGGGAUCAGAGGCAGCAAUGGCCUUCCUGUACUCUGGAGAUGCCCUGAGCCUCUCACAAGUCAACUGUACCCAGAGAUUUGAAAUGAGGGCUUUAGGGAAGGACUCUCGCCCUCUGCCAGCCUUAUAUUCCUAUCUACGCAGUGCUACUGACACCUUGACCCAUGCCACCAAUUUCCUCAAUAUGGUUUUUCAGACUAAUGACAUUCGGGAAUCCAGUGUGAAAGAGGAUGUAGAAUGGUACCAUGCCUUGGUGAGAAGUGUUAUAGAAGGGGAUUCUCAGGUUUACCGAGCCAUAUUGACUUUUGAUGCUCAUCCUUUGUCUUCCAAGCCCCAGAUGAUACUUCAAGCCACGAAGAGGAAUAGUGAGAUCUUACUUCAAGAUCUUUCUGCCUUUUCAGAGAACCUAAGGAAUUUGACUUGGGAAAACGAGUGGUACAAUUUCUUCCGGUUCCAAAGGACUCCACCACUUUAUAAGAGAACUCUUAGCAAUGAUCUGAAGACGCUAGAAACCCCCAAAUGGAGCCAAGGAGAUAGUUAUGUGAUGGAUCGGGGUUAUAUCAAAUGGUCAUCGCCUUUCCUGGAAUGUGAAGAUGGAAAAUUCUUGCCCACCUGGAUGGUUACACUCUCCUCUUCAUUCUACGGCCUCAAGCCUGACCUCAAUCCAGAAUUCAAAGGGGUCAUGAGGCUGGAUGUUAAAAUUCAAAAUGUUGAUAUAAACCAGUGUGCCACUAACGGAGGAUGGUUUGCAAACACACAUCAGUGUGACCUCAACAGCACCCAGUGCAUCCCAGAUGAAAACCAUGGAUUUAUUCUUGGAAAAUAUAGUUGUCUUUGCAAGCCAGGUUUCUAUGGAGGACACAGAACUGCCGCCUCCCAUUUUUCUUCAAUCAGUAAAGGCUGGUCUGGACAAAGUGCUUCCCAGUAUGUAGCAGUGGAUUCUGGGAAUUUGCUGCAAUGCUAUCCCUGUUGGGAAGGAUGCAUGGCCUGUAUUGAUGGCAAACCAUGUCUGAUCCAGGAAGACUGGUCUCUACGGGCUAUUGUUCUUGCUUUCCAGACCUUCUGUAUGCUGACAGUUUUCUUCAACAUGUUAAUUUCUUACCAUUAUAGGAAGAGCAAGGUACGGGCCAUGAGGAUUCGGGCUUCAGGAGUUAUUCUUCUGGAGACAAUACUGUUUGGCUCACUCCUGCUCUAUUUUCCUGUCUUUAUCUUGUACUUCAAACCAAGUAUCUUCCGCUGUAUUGUCCUGCGAUGGGUGCGCAUGCUGGGUUUUGCCAUUGUUUAUGGAACAAUCACUCUUAAACUGUAUAGGAUAUUAAAGGUAUUUCUGUCUCACACGGCUCAGCGAGUUGCUUACAUGACCAGUGGGCGAGUGCUAAAGAAGCUGGCAUUGAUCCUGCUGUUGGUCCUUUGGUUUUUGGCUGCAUGGACAGUGGGGAUGCUGGAGAAUAUUGAGAAAAACAUACCGCUGGUAGUCCGUUCACAGACUCCCAGGGGUCUCCAGUUUUACACCUGUGAUCAAGAUCGAUGGGAUUACAUGAUGGCUGUGGCUGAAAUGCUAUUCUUGUUUUGGGGAAGUUUUCUCUGCUAUACUUCUCGAAGAAUCCCUUCUGCUUUCCAUGAACCUCGCUACAUGUGCAUUGCUGUCCACAAUGAGCUGAUAACUUCCACCGCUUUUCAUGUUGUGAGGUUUUUAAUGGUUCCUUCCUUGCAUCCUGACUGGACACUACUACUAUUUUUCAUUCAUACUCAUGUCACUACCACAAUGACACUUGCACUUAUUUUCAUCCCAAAGUUCCUGUAUGCAGGCUCACCCUUGAGGGAAGAAAUUGCUGCUGAGAUGUAUGAGGAUGAGUUGGACCUUAGGCAUUCAGGAUCCUUCUUGAACAGCAGCAUCACUUCAACGAGGAGCGAGCACAGCCUUGAUCCCGAUGACAUUCGGGAUGAAUUGAAAAAGCUUUAUAUGCAGCUAGAAUUUCACAAGACCAAGAAGAUGACAGCCAACAACCCUCACCUUCAGAAGAAGAGAAGUUCAAAGAGGGCCUUAGGCCACACUCUGAUGAGACGUAUCACCGAGUUACCUGAAUCUAUGUCCCGCCAAUGCAGCAAGAAGGAAAAAGAUGGGUCUAUCAGUGGAAGAAUACAAAGUCAUUCUGGCUCCUAUAAACAAAUAUUCUCGGACUCCAGAAAUUUAAGCAUGAAAUUGAAGGAGGACUUAUCUCCCAAGCACAAAGUGGCCUUCCAAGCAAAAGGUGGGAUUUCACUGAAGAAAUCCCAUAGUACCUAUGAUCACCAGAGAGAUAUUAAGGCAAACAGUGUACUAACCAGACAUGACAGUUGCAAAGAAGCUCCUUUGUUGGACUCACUUAUGAGGAAAAAGCUAGCCAUGAAAGCUUCAGAGAAAUCUGACAAUGACUCUGUUGAUUCAGCCACUCUGGUAUACAAAUCAGCCAGUGCUCACAAUUUGUUAGCAGAUAAGAAAUCUCUGCAUCCCAAGUGUUACACUCUGCAGAAAUCUCUUAAUGUUGCCAGCAGUGAAAAUGAAAAUGCCUCUCUGCUAACUGGCACUGCUAAUUUUGAAAAUACCCAUAAACCUGCCCAAGAAAAAGACACACAUGCAGCAGUGGAAGAUACCAUGACAGAAAGUGAGGAAUCCAGACACACUGAAUUCAGUGAUAUAGUCUCAGAAAUAGAGGGAAAACAGCUGCAGACAGAGAAUACAGCAAAAGGAAUUGAGAGACAUUUUCCCGAAGGCAAAAACAUUAUGUGUUCAUGGGAAGCUGAGACAGACCCAUCAAUACCAUUAGAAAGCAGAAAUAAUAAGAGGGAUGUAACACCUGCUCCCAUCAGGAGCAUCAGCAUCAACAUUUCUGAUUUGCCUGAGAGAAGAGCCCAUGCCAUUAAGAAGAUACCACCUGAACCACCCAUCAGGCAACAAAGUUUGAUUCACAAUCUUGAAAGAAAAUAUGUAGCUCAUUGGGAUAAUUACAAUCAAAAGCAACAUCCUGCUCAGUCUCCUAAAAAAGAACCCCCAAAUAUUCCAGUACUAGACAAUAUAUAUCUAAGAGAAACAGAAGAGGGUUCUCCACUAAAACCUGAAAUGGAAAAGACCAUGCAAGGAGAAGAUAAGGUGCCAUCUUCUUCUCUAGUGGAACUAACCAGGCUAGCAUCCAUUGCUGCAGAAGUUUGCCCUUGGGAGGUUAUGGAAAUGCCCAUUCCAAGCAAGAAAGAUCGAGAGGUGAGUGAUUUGGAUAAUCAAAACAGUUCUCCUGAAAAACAAUUGCAAACCCUCAUUCCCAAAAGCUCCAUAAAGAGCUUAGGUAUGGCCAUUAAAGCAUUCAACCGUUCAAAGAUAAAGAGAAGCAUAAGUUCCAAAAAGAACAGUGAGGACAGUGAAGCCAAAAACGAGAAAGACAUCAGUGGAAAGCCCAAGCUGGCAGAAACAGCUUUAAUCCCUGCCGAAGGAUCAUCAAGACAAGAAGUACCCUCUAGGAGUCCUGGAUAUAGCAGGGCAAAGCCAAUCACCAAACAAGCAACUAUCUGCCCUUGGGAUGAGGAAGAAGAAGCUUCUCCUAGCUCACAGAAAAAUAAUUUAAACAGAAAUCUUGAGUUAUGUCCUUGGGAGAGGAAUCAAGAUGUUGAGGAUAGAGUGAGCAAUCUACCAGCAACAGCUUCCAAAGGUGCUAAGGAGAUCUCCCCUGUCAGAAUGGAAAAGACUAAGAACCAAUGGGGAUCUGUGUGUCCCAGAGAUAGACUAGAAGAUCAAAAUAGAGAGAAUGAAACUCCUGAUCUCUUGUUGUUGGUUUCAGAAACAGACAAGGCUGAUAUUUGUCCCUGGGAAAUCAGGGAACCAAAUUUCAAAAUAGAAGUAAAUCCCUGGGAAAAUAAGGAUCCCUCAACAUCAGAAAGAGAACUUAAAGGGAAUGUAACUGCAGUUUCCAGAGAUGGAAAAAAAGGAACUAGAGAAGAAGCAUUUGUGAAAGGAAGCAAUCAGAAGAGGGAAUCUAUUUGUCCAUGGGAGAACAUAAUUAGUGAAGAUUUAUUGAUCAAGUCUACACCCAAGAUCACUUGUCUUUCCAAAUUCACCUCAGAGAGUUCAGAAAGCCUGGAAAACCGAAAGACAACAGUUUGCCCUUGGGAAGCUGAAGGCACUGGAAUUGCUAAUAAAGCAGAAAUCUGCUCCUGGGAAAUGUUGGGUCCUUCCAAUCAGGAUAUAGAAAGAGCAACCGAAAAGAUUGUAGCCAUUGGAUCUAAGCAUCCAGAAAAGGCAUGUAGCUCACAAGAGACAAGUGAUCUUUGUGAAAAUCUGAAUACUGAUGAACUGUCACCUGAGUCAAAUGUUAAAUGCCUAAGUUCCCCCAAAUCUGGCAGUGCAGAGAACCUAUUGGCAGAAGUAUGUCCUUGGGAAAGUGUGGAUAGUCAUAACAUUAUUUUACAGAAAGAAACAAGCCCUUUUAAAACAUUAGAAAAGGUAAGCAAAUUCCAGGAAGCUGUCUGCCCAUGGGAGAGUGUUGAUCCCAGCAUACCUUCCAAAAUCCCUUCAAAGAAAUUUGAUAGCACAGAGAACAUAAAGGCAGAAGUCUGUCCUUGGGAAGUGACUAAAGAAAAUGCCUCCAAAGCAGAUGAGGACUGCAAAAGUACUUCCCCAGUGAGUUUGUCCAAAGCAAUUGCAAAUCUAAGCAAUUUACAGGAAGAUGUCUGUCCAUGGGACAGCAAAGAGCUUCAGCAACUUUUGCCAAGAUCUCGUGACCAAAGUCUGGCUCCGUACAUUAGUGACUUAAAGAAAUCUGAUAGUAUUACAAGUUUAAGGAUAGAUGUUUGUCCAUGGGAAACCUCGGAAGAAGUGAAAAUAUCUCCAUGGACUGAAGCCAUGCGCUCAUUAAAAAUAAAAAAGCAAGUCUCAGCUGUGCUUUGCAAAGAGAAAGAAGGUAAUGCACUUAAAAGUUCAAACUCCAAUAAAGCUUGGAGAAAAGAAGCAUUUAAAAAAAUAAAGAUGUCAAGAAGUAAUCAAGGAUCUAUUUUUUCCUCAGGAACUAUGACCAUUGAUGAACCAACUACAAAAAGCACCCAAAGCCCACAUCCAUUGCAAGUUAGUUCUAAAAAUACUGGAAGUGUUGAGAGUGUAAAGGCAGAGAUUUGUCCAUGGGAUUUCCAGGAGCUUCAGACAGAUGCUAAGUUUGUAGGACCAGCAGAAGAAAGUUCUUUUAGAAAAGAGUCAGACCAGGUUUCCAAUGAUAAAACAGAUACCAAACCUUUAAUAAGGCAGAUUAAGAGACAAGAGGAAGUAAGCAGCCCACAAGAAUCUAUUUGUCCUUGGGAGAGCAUGGCACAAAUAAGCAGCCAAAGGCCAACAUUGCUCAAAGAUAGUUCAACGAAAUCAGAGAAUAUUGAAAGAGCAGAAAUAUGUCCUUGGGAAGUUGAGGAUGUGGAAUCCAGUGGGAAGACUGAACUAUGCCUCAUGAAAACAGCACCUAAAUCUAGCAAUAAUAGAAUAUUAAGACAAGGUAUCAGUGAAGUUUCAAAAGACAAAACGCUGACAAGCCCAAGCUUAAAGAAAGUCUGGGUAGAUAUGUCAGCUAAAAUAUUCAAGUCAUAUAGCCAGCAAGCUUUAAUUUCUUCCCAGAAAAAUAUUGGCAUACUCUCAUUAACACCCAGCAGUAAAAGUUUAGACCUAUCCAUAAAACCUAACAAUGCUAAAAGCCUAAAAACAGAAUUUUGGGAAAUGCAGGAAGCUGGAGCUAUUAUGAAAGCUGAAGUAUGUAAAACUGAUUCAAGAAGCUCUGUUAAAACACCAGAACCUCUGGAAAAAAGUAGCAAUUCUCUACAGUCUGAUUUCCAAUGGAAGAGCAUAAAUGCUGCAGAUAUUAUGGAAAUCAGCACUUCUUCAAAGACGUUUGAUGGUACAGAAAAUAUGAUGACCUCCCUUCAAGAAGCCAAUCAGUCAUUCAAUAAGAAAGAGAUUUGUCCAUGGGAAGAAGAAACAGAGGUAUCAGCAAACACUGGGGAAAUAACCCAGAGUGUGCAGCAGGGUUUGGCUGGGCACAUGUCUUUGAGUCACAGUCUUCCAAAGGCACAGUCAGAAGAUAUAAACAAAAUCCUUUCAUCAGAAAGCAGAGAAGACAUUUUCAUAGACAAUGCCUUCCCUUGGGAAGCAUACAAAGGUUCUACACUGACUAGAAAAGACUCUGCAAAAACCCAUGAAAAAGGCUCAGAAGCCUGCUUAGGAGAGGCAGAAGAAGUCAGUUCCAUGCCUGCUGUGAUAGCCCAAAGCAAAACAGAGCAGAAACCAAAGGCUCAGGAAGCAGAAGAUCCUAGCAAAGUCAUGUCAAGUAUUUGUCCUUGAGAUUACAAUUGAAUGGGCAAAACUAAGAACCUGUUUGGAUGCUUCGAUAAAAACUUUUUCUUGGAUGCAAAAUGGUUUAAAAUAAACCCACCUUUAAAUUAAAAAAAAUAAACAAAGGACAUCUAUUAGUUGUGGUAAUAAUGCUCAUUAUAUAUUGUUAGGGAAAAUGUACUCUAAGUCUGAAUGAUGAAGCUGUGGUCAGACAGGAGGAUUUCUGUUACCCCCCAAAAGUUGUACAAUUCUGCCUUUAAUUGCAGAAUAGCCAAAGUUACCUGUGAAAACCUGCACGUUGUUUUUGUAUGCAAACAUGUAAUACACAGAUCUCUGUGUAUUCUUUCAGGUACUGCAAACCGUGCACAUCAAAUAUCUGUAAACCAUAACAUCUAAGUAACAAAUCUACUCACAGUGAAAAGCAUCCACUGAAAAUUGGCUUUAAACAAGGGGAUUAUUUGGCAAGGACAUUUGCAUGUAGCAGUAGUUAAUGCAUGCAUUAAUGGGGAUAAUGGCAAUAGCCACAAUCAAGGAGUCUCUCUCUCUCUCUCUCUCUCUCUCUCUCUCUCUCUCUCUCUCUCUCUCUCUCUCUCUUUUUUAUAAAAUAUUACCUAUUGGUUCAUUAUUUACAUAAAAGAUUUUUCACUAACCUUCUAAAAUACACUGGCUUUACAGCAUGGUUUGCAAGUUUAAUAAAAUAUGGAAAUAUGGAAUACAAUUAUGUUGAGGGAGUUUUUCCAAAGGUCAAGAGUGUAGAUGUUAUACCUGGAAACUGCCUAGGAAGUUCCAAAGGUACGGACCUAUCACUGAAAAAAAGGUGAUUGCUGUUAGGAAAGGCUUAGCCUUGUUUACCAUUAGGAUAGAGAACAGAGCUUCGAUUGCAGAUCUCUCAGCCCCAUUCAGUCUACUCUUCUAAGAUGUUAAAACUAUAAAAGCUAAAAUCAGCACCUUAAAUCAGUCAAGAAACCCACAGCAAAGUAACUAAUUUAGAAUAAAUGUGACAUGAUCCAUAUACUACAGGUUUUCCACUAUAAGUAAAACCAACAUGAUUGGGGCAGUGGGAUAUUGACAUCAUGUUCCCCAGACAUUGGUAAAACAACUUCCAGGGGAUGGUUGCCCGUUUAUAAAGUAGCUGCUGUGGCAGGAAGUUACAGUAACAAAAUAGGAAAGGGACUAGGGAGCCUGUGUAGGGGGCAAACUGAUAAUAAAGUACUAUCAUUGCUCUCCAGUUUAUUUUUCAUUGCUAAAUGUGUAUGCCUAUUGCACGCAACCAACCAAAUUAUUUUCUAAAAGUAUGGAUGUUAUGUGGGACUGAAAGACAUUCAGACUUUUUUUAAAAAAAGGAAGAGGCUGGUACUUUGAAGCAUGCAAGCUUCCUGUUUAUUUAUAGAGAAAAUUAAAGAAAACACAAGCAGCCUGGAGGCACAAAGGAAAGCCUGCAUAGGUUUUGUUGUUGGUUGAAGUCUGAAUUUCAAGCUAUAGCCCUUAGCUCAUGGCCCAAGGAGGGGUGUUUUGUUUUUGUUUUUUUGUAUAAUAUUUGCAUGGGAGACAGGAAGAAGCCCCAGAGCUAGACUUUGAAAUUGAAAAAAAACAAAACUAAAUAUAUUCUGAGAAACUACUUUCAUAAUGUUGCCAAAAUGUUGUCAGGCUCAAAUAGAGGCUGUUAUUGUUAUUUUUUACUUUUGGAGAAAAUGCUUUCCAAGUUGGCAUGCCUGCUAUGAAAUCCUGAGGACUGAAAAAAUAUCCAGGAGUGUAUUUUGUAAUGCUAAUUCAAUUUAUGCUGGAUAUUGCUUAGGAAGCUGCCCUAUUCUGAAAUCAGAUCAUUGAUCCAUGAUUUCUAUACAUAUGGUUCGCAUUAUCAUCAAUGUAAGAGGUUGUCAGCUCUGCAAGGUAGUCCAGACCAGGAAAACAAACUCUUUAGUAUUAUAACUACAUUCUGGUUUAGGCUGAUUUUAUCAGAUCGUUAUCUAGACUCUAGUUCUUCCUCCUGUGUCUCAAGGUUAUUCUCAUAGCUAUACAGUAGACUUCAAGUUGCUGAGGUUGAGAAACAUUGAUCUAUUCUAUAGCAUGCUAUGUGCUGGUUGUGUAAUUCUGGGAAUUAAAGUUCAUACAUCUUAAAGUUACUAAGGUGAAAAACACUGGUCUACAGGUUCAAGCAAACUUUCAGAAACUCAGGAAGGUGACUUUCAAAGCCCAAAUUAAGAAGCCAAGGACUGAAUACAGCAUAAAUCAUAAAUUGCAGGGAGGCUGCUAUACUCUAAUUGAUGCAUUACAUGAACUUACAAGUUAGAAUAUAUUCAGGGAUUCCCUACAACUGUGUAUUACAGAUACGUAACAAAUGAUAAAUAAUUAUAAUUGUUUCAUUUUUAUAAAGAUUAUAAUGAGCUAUUUUUUUCUAUGGCAGAGUCCUAUCACAUUUGCAUAGGAAAAUGUCAUUUGCUUCCUACGAAUCCAGCCAUUGUGAUUUGAAGGUUUUCUGGCUUAAUUUGAUCAGCAAACCCAAUUUAUUGCUGUUUAUGUAACAGUUUGUGGUUAAACAAAUCACAACUCUGUAUAUAUUCCUUAAUAUUUAAUAAUAAUAGUAGAAGUAACGUUGAAAGGGAUCUUGGAGGUCAUCUAGUCCAACCCCCUGCUCAGGCAGGAAACCCUACAUCAUUUCGGACAAAUGGCUGUCCAGUCUCUUCUUAAAAACUUCCAGUGCUGGAGCAUUUACUGCUUCUGGAGGCAGGCUGUUCCACUGAUUAAUUGUUCUCACUGUCAGGAAGUUUCUCCUUAGUUCUAGGUUGCUAGGUUCUAGAACCAAUGAGAGACAGGCCUAGUCCAUCUGCAUAAUACCAUCCUGACUUUUAGCUAAGUUUUGUUUCUUAAUGAAACCUUAUAUAGUCUUUAAUAAGAGUCAUGUAACACAUGCAAAAGUUUUGGGUUCUACCUGCCUUGUUGCAUUAAAUUGUUUCAUGAUUGGGGGACUCAUGAACCAUCUUUACCAUCAGUUUUUUUCCAGCUGUAACAUGGGAAAGAGAAAUGCGCUUUAUAGAAUUAUUACAAAAAUUCUAUAAACUUCUAUACAACUAGACAGGCUUUUUGAACUAUUGGAAGUGUUGUAUAGCUUUUAAAUAUCUAUUAUUGGUGUGAUUAAUAUUUAAGAAUUGAUUUUAAUAUAAUUUAUUGAAUGAGUUGCAAACAUCCCCUCUCCCACCCAUCCCCAAUCCCACUCCCCUCUUUCCUGCAAUAAACCAUCCCUAGAUUAUCUCAUUCUUCUUUGGGCUUGCCAAUUUGUCUAUCAAUGCCUUUUUCCCAACUAUAUUCAUAUAUCAGUUCACAGAGUUUUAUCUUUAAUUAAGAAGUCAGGUGUGGUGGAGGAGAUAUUGGUUUGUUUUUCUUUCUUUUUUAAAAGCUGUCCUUGCCCUAUGUCUCUGUGGAUUUUAUUAGAGACUUGGACAUGGCAUGAAACAAAUCAGGUAAGAUACAUUUGUACUGACAGUCCUCAAUUUACCAUUUGUUUAUCAACCAUUCAAAGUUACAACACUGAAAAAAGUGUGUUACAACUGGUCCUUACACUUACCAUUGCUUCAACAUCCCCACGGUCAGGUGAUUGUGAUUUGGGCACCUGGCAAAUGUUGCACAUUUUGUAACAGAUAGUUGCUGUGAUUGCCAUUUGUGACCUUCCUAACUGGCUUCUGACAAGCAAAGUCAAUAGGAAAGCUGGCAGGGAAAGUCAUAAUUAUGUGACGCUUAACAAUACAACAAAAAAAGGUUUGAAAAUUGGGUUUGGUCAUGUGGUACCUCAUUUAACAGCCACAUUGCUUAAUAAUGUGAACUGUUAAAUGAGAGAGCCGAGGUGGCGCAGCAGUUAGAGUGCAGUACUGCAAGCCACUUUAGCUGACUGUGUUCAGCAGGUCAGCAGUUCAAAUCUCACCGGCUC
Messenger RNA from Crotalus tigris (Tiger rattlesnake), 10734 nucleotides. It is a transcript of the gene GPR179, whose product is annotated as G protein-coupled receptor 179. NCBI's taxonomy places the organism in Eukaryota, Metazoa, Chordata, Lepidosauria, Squamata, Viperidae. The transcript has 11 exons. Gene Ontology annotation, cellular component: membrane. Gene Ontology annotation, biological process: G protein-coupled receptor signaling pathway. The record is from RefSeq and is a predicted model, not a curated record. Bases 273 to 6821 code for a protein of 2182 amino acids. Gene Ontology annotation, molecular function: G protein-coupled receptor activity.